Molecule: messenger RNA, 1703 nt
Organism: Heteronotia binoei (common prickly gecko)
Lineage: Eukaryota; Metazoa; Chordata; Lepidosauria; Squamata; Gekkonidae
Gene: MLST8
Product: MTOR associated protein, LST8 homolog
Exons: 8
Coding region: 38-1018 (326 amino acids)
Biological process (GO): TOR signaling; regulation of actin cytoskeleton organization
Cellular component (GO): TORC1 complex; TORC2 complex
Molecular function (GO): protein binding
Source: RefSeq, a predicted model, not a curated record
GAAACUCUGCCCUCCUCUUGCCUUAGAAAAGUGAGCCAUGAACACGGCCCAGGGCACAGUGGGCAGCGACCCGGUGAUCCUGGCCACCGCCGGCUACGACCACACCGUCCGGUUCUGGCAGGCCCACAGUGGGAUAUGCACCAGGACUGUCCAGCACCAGGACUCUCAGGUGAAUGCCCUGGAGAUCACACCGGACCGUAGCAUGGUAGCCGCUGCAGGCUACCAGCACAUUCGGAUGUACGACUUGAAUUCCAACAACCCAAACCCGGUGAUCAACUACGAUGGAGUGAGCAAGAACAUAACGUCUGUGGGGUUCCACGAAGAUGGCCGCUGGAUGUACACAGGGGGCGAAGACUGCAUGGCUCGCAUCUGGGACCUCAGGUCACGCAACCUCCAGUGCCAGCGUAUCUUCCAAGUGAACGCGCCCAUCAACUGCGUCUGUCUGCACCCCAAUCAGGCAGAACUUAUCGUGGGGGAUCAGAGCGGAGCAAUUCACAUCUGGGACCUGAAAACCGACCACAAUGAGCAGCUCAUUCCAGAGCCGGAAGUCUCGGUCAACUCUGUUCACAUCGACCCUGAUGCCAGCUACAUGGCGGCCGUCAACAGCUCAGGCAAUUGCUACGUGUGGAAUUUAACGGGGGGCAUCGGAGACGAGGUGACCCAGCUGAUCCCGAAGACCAAGAUUCCCGCCCACAACCGUUACGCCCUCCAGUGCAAGUUCAGCCCAGACUCCACGCUUCUGGCCACAUGUUCUGCCGACCAGACCUGCAAGAUCUGGAAAACGUCCAACUUCUCUCUGAUGACGGAGCUGAGCAUCAAGAGCAAUAACCCUGGGGAGACCUCCCGCGGCUGGAUGUGGGACUGUGCCUUUUCAGGCGACUCCCAGUACAUUGUCACCGCCUCCUCGGAUAACCUGGCCAGGCUGUGGUGCGUGGAGACGGGGGAGAUCAAGCGGGAGUACAGCGGCCACCAGAAGGCGGUCGUCUGCCUGGCUUUCAAUGACAGCGUGUUGGGCUGAAGAGACCCACUGGCCCAGUUUCGGGGGCCCUGAGAGCCAGACGGAUCGGCGGAGGGGUGAAAGGUCGCAGCAAGAACACAGCUGCCGUCAACAGACGGCGAGAGGAGGUUGCAUCUUUUCCCUUCAGUCACCUCCUCCCCAAAGGGGAGCUUCGUCCUGAUAAAGACAGACACUCCCAGGAACUAGUGGGGAAUUUUCACUUGUUUUUCACAACUCUCCUCAAUUACAGAGCCCAAAAAAGAGCUCUCUUGUCUGAAGUACAGGAAAGUUGGGGGGGUUUUGCUCCUCCUUUGAGCUGCCUGCUGGCCAUGAAUCAUAAAAGCUGGCUGAGAUAAACACAGGCCUGGCGAGGGAAAGAGGAAACGCGUGGUGCUCUUUUCAGAAUGUAUUGUCCCCGAGCAUGGGGGGAGCAGCAGUUCUGAUCAAAUUGGGUCCCCCCCCUAAAAGAAAGAAGCCCCCAUUUUUGCUUUAUUCCUUUUUUUUUUUUUUAAACUAAACCGGUGGAGAUCUUGCAAAAGGUUCCUUUCUGCGAGUGCUCCAGGGAGGCCUCUGUAGAAAAAGCAGAGGAAAUGGGGGCAGGAAGCCCAGUUGUAACAACAGGAGAGGGGCUGCGGCUUCCGUUUCCUCAUUUUGUGCUUUUAUUUAAAAUGUCACAGUCGGGUAACUAACAUGGUACAAAAAUCUA